AUGAAUCAUAGGGCAAUUCGGCCAUCGAGUGCUUAACAAAAUAUAUCUCAUGUAAGUGACAAGAAUGUCUCAUUUCAUAAGAAGUACUAUAUUUCAUUCACUCUUAGCCCUUACAAGUAGCCAAAUGUAUAGAACGUUUCAUAAUACAGAGUCAAAGAGAGUGAAAAGUUAUUUGAGGAGAGUCUGUAGCUAAAGUUGUUAAUGAAUUAAUUGAAGGAUGAGAAUAUUAAGCUAAGAACAAGAAACACAAACCUAGAAAAAGACUUAUAAAAAUGUUAAAAAAUAAUAGAGGAAGUAGAGACUACUGGAAAUAUGAAACGAUUUUAUGCCAAACCAAGCACCGACAAUCAAAUGAUUCUCAGUUUCAAAGGUUAAAUUAAAGAAUUGCGAUUAAACCUUGAUUAAAGAGAAUAGGAAAUGCUAGCUCUCAAAAAGUCAGCCAAAUACACAAAACUCACGGAAAUGGAAAUUGAAAGGAAAAUGCUAUCCGAUGAAACAAUUCGAUUGAAAUAAGUUAUUGAUGAACUAGUUCAAUAAAAUUUAUAUGCCUAAUAAAAAGAGCAUGACUAAUAAAAAAUGUAGGAUAUGAUUUCACAACGAGACAAUCUUAUUAAGCAGAUGCAACUAGAUAUAGAAUCAUUUGAAACUGACAACAAAAAUCUUUAAUCCCAAUUGCAGUAACUCAUAUCAGCCUAUCAAGACCUUGAUAGAGAAUACGCUAAGUUAGAUUAAAGCAUGCAGAAUAAAUUAAAAUCCAAAGAUAAAUAAUUAAUUGAACUCAAAACCCAGCUUACAAGAUUGAAAGAGCAAUAUGAUAAAGAAAAGAAAAUGCUCCAACAGCCUAAAUUUAGUCCUACUCUCAAAACACACAAUAAAGUAGCUAAACGUAUUCAAAGUGCUAAACCUCCUGAACAGAUCACGAAACCAAUCCAAUUGGAUGAAGUGACUCAUAUCAUUUAGGAGAUUAAAUACAAAUUGAUUGCUUUGUCACUGCAUUCAAAAUAAAUCGAUACUUUACUAUUCAAUCAAUCAGCCUAAUAAACUACAAUAGGAUAUUUGACUGAGAAGUUGAUAAAUGAUCCAUUUUUCCUAAAUAAAACCGAUGCUAAUAACUUUGCUAGAUUUUUGAUUGAGUCUCCUGAAUAAAAGUAUCCCUACAUUCCCAAUCUCUCUAUUGCCUAAGACAACGGAUUGAUAAGAGGCAUGUUCUUUAAAGCAAUUGGGUUUUGGGCUUGCUAUGAUAAAGUUGAAAAGAGAGUAUUGGAAUCCAGUUUGGCUAAACUAUUCAAAGGAUCCUUAAGUUAAGUAGAAAAAGUUAUGAGUAGGAAUGUGUAUACAAAAAAGGAUUUUGUUGUUUAAAUUUUAAAAAUCCUAUCAAAAAAACAGAUUAGAGAAUUGGAAAUCACUUAUUUAAUUUCAAAAAUCAUACUGCAAUCAAAGAGUCUGAAUACUUUAAAAGGAGAUGCACUUAUAAAUUACCUAAGAGAACUAGAUAAGCUUGACGAUGAUGAAGAUAUCAGAGCUGAAGAAUUGCAAUAAUAUUAUGAUAGUCUAGGAUAAGAGAAGGGUUUCUUUUUUUAUAAGUAAUUAAGAAGCAAACAAGAGUAAUUGAUAGCAUUGUUGGAGACCAAGGAAGACAAAGUGGAGGAAAUAGAAACUAAUUAACUUAACGAUGGAGCCCCCUAGAAGUCAGUUUAACAAUAUAUAAUAAAAGGAGGACUAGUGAGAAGCCAUUCUGAUCCAGAUCCCUUACAAAUGCUUCAAAUCUAAAAGGAUGAGGAAGAAGCAGAAGAAGAGGAGAACUAUGAACAAGAGAUGUAAUAGGAAUACUUAAAUUAACAAAAAUCAUAAAAAGAUAAAUAUCCAUUUAAUUUCGAUGAACAAGAGGGUGAAUAUGAAAAUAAUGAGGAAGAGAAUGAUGAUUAUUAGCCUGAUUUAAAUAAUGCUUAGAUUGAUGAAUAAGAUUAAUAAGAGGAAGAGGAUGAUGAUUACAACAUCAACGUUGAUGGAGUCUUUGAGGAAGAUAAUGAUGAUGAGAAUGAUUAAUGGGAGAAAGUAGAAAAUAAAGGAAACUUUCCAGUUCGAUAAGAUCGAUAAAUUCCAAACAGUAGACCUACAUCCAGUUAUGUAAAUAAGGUUAAUAGAAGUAAUAGUGAUGUCAAGGCUAGUUUGGCUUCAGAAUUGCAUCCUACUAAAGAAAUUAAUGAAGAAGAAUAUAUGGAAGAAUAAUUUGAAGAAGAAAAUUGA
Messenger RNA from Paramecium tetraurelia, 2247 nucleotides. RefSeq lists its product as uncharacterized. NCBI's taxonomy places the organism in Eukaryota, Ciliophora, Oligohymenophorea, Peniculida, Parameciidae. The transcript is spliced from 6 exons. The record is from RefSeq and is a predicted model, not a curated record.